AUGUACGAUAAACUUGUUCUUCCAUGGGAUGUGAUGCCUCCUAUCACGGCUUUCUCUUCAUCCGAUUUUGUUCGAUAUGAAUGGGAUCGUGAUGGUAUCCUGAGCAAUGGUAGCACAUUUUUUGGUCAAAGUGACGAAACCUCUUUAGAUGAAUUGGAAAGAGGAUUGGCAACAUCUAGCAUGGUCACACGUUGGAGAAAUGCAAAUCCUGAUCUGGCAGGAACCGACAAAGAUUGUGUGCGAGAUACAAUGAAGAAGCUCAAAGAAGCGCUUAAUGGACAGGAGACCUUCAUACAAGGUUCCGGAACUGUACUUCUACUGUUUAAGAAGCAGUCAUCUUGA
Molecule: messenger RNA, 342 nt
Organism: Adineta steineri
Lineage: Eukaryota; Metazoa; Rotifera; Eurotatoria; Adinetida; Adinetidae
Source: the annotation of a GenBank genome assembly